Molecule: messenger RNA, 3780 nt
Organism: Magnolia sinica
Lineage: Eukaryota; Viridiplantae; Streptophyta; Magnoliopsida; Magnoliales; Magnoliaceae
Product: receptor-like protein 7
Exons: 2
Coding region: 1-3780 (1259 amino acids)
Molecular function (GO): protein binding
Source: RefSeq, a predicted model, not a curated record
AUGGCUCUCUUCCUUUCUUCUAAAAACAACCCAGCAUUUCUCAUUCUCUUCUUUUUAUCAUCUCUUCUCUUUCUCACUACCCAACAAUGCAACCAUCAUCACUUCUCUGCUUUACUCCACCUCAAGCAUCGUUUUAACUUCAUUGAUGAUUACACCCUCUCUACUCUCCCCUCUUGGAAUUCAAACAAUACCGAUUGCUGCACUUGGGAACGCAUCACGUGCGAUGGACCCACUGGUCACGUGAUCAGCCUCGACCUCAGUGAGCUCUAUAUCUCUGGUCGGAUUGAUUUUGAAAGCCUCUUUCGUCUUCAGAGCCUCCAGAGGCUCAACCUCGCUUACAAUUACUUCGAUCACUCUCCAUUCCCAUCUGGGUUUGACCAGCUCACCAGGUUGACCCAUCUCAACCUCUCUUCGUUUUCCUUUUAUGGCCAAAUCCCACUGGAAAUCUCCCGCUUGACCUCUUUGGUUUCUCUCGAUCUUUCUUUCAAUGAAUAUUGGAAUGGUUCCUCCGGUAAACACCUGAAACUCGAAAACCCAAGCAUUGGAGCAGUCGUCCAAAACCUGUCCAAUCUGAGUGAACUCUAUCUGGACUGGGUACACAUAUUACUGCAGGGCCAGACCUUAGAUUUGCCACUCCCUACUCUCCGCAAGUUGAGCUUACGAGAAUGUGAGUGUGGAUUGCAUGGAAAAUUCCCUGAGAGUGUUUUCCAGCUGCCAAAUCUACAAAUCAUUGAAAUAUCAGGCAAUCCACUUGUAGCUAUCAAUUUGCCGGAGUUCCCUCAAAACAAUACUCUACAGAUUUUGAUCCUUUCAGGCACAGGGUUUUCAGGAAAGAUACCAGAUUCGGUCAGUAAUCUCAAAUUCUUGAGUAAAUUAGACCUCAGCAAUUGCAACUUGUCUGGAUCAUUACCAUCCUCACUUUCAAACCUUACCAAACUUCAAUUCUUGGAUCUUUCACACAAUAGAUUGAGCGGUCCAAUUCCUUCCUCCUAUGGAAAUGAGCUUCAAAAUCUCAAAGAGAUAACCUUAUGGAAUAAUUUGCUUAAUGGGACCAUUCCAUCAUCAUUGUUUUCACUCUCAUCAUUACUACUGUUGGAUCUGCGAGGUAACCAACUUAGUGGUCAACUUGGUGAGUUCCACAAUGCCUCUUCUUCACAGCUGGAGUUCCUCCAUUUGGAUAGCAAUAAAUUGCAGGGGAUGAUACCCAGAUUUAUCUUUCAACUUACCAAGCUUCAACUACUUCACCUUUCUUCCAAUAAUUUCAGUGGUGUUGUGGAGCUAGGCUUAUUUCAAAACCUCAAAAAUCUUAACUCUCUGGAUCUUUCAGAUAACAACUUGUCAGUCCAAUAUGGCAGUGGUAAUUCCACAUUUGUUUCCAUCCCCCAGUUUCAAUCUUUGUUGUUAUGUUCUUGCAACAUCAGCACAUUUCCAAAUUUCUUGAGAAAUCAAGUGCAGUUGAUGGAACUGGACCUUUCCUACAAUAAAAUUAGUGGUGAAAUACCCAAAUGGAUAUGGGAGGUUGGCAAUGGGUCUUUAAUCUCUUUAAAUCUUUCUCACAACGUUCUGCAGGGAAUAAAACCAUCUCCCCAUCUUUUGUUGAGUGACUUUCAGUUUAUUGACCUUAGCUUCAACAUGUUGAAAGGUUCACUUCCAAUCCCAUCACCCUCCGUCCUAUUCUUUUCAGUUUCAAACAAUAGCCUUGGUGGUGAAAUCCCUCGAUCAGUUUGCAAUGCAACAUCCCUAACAGUCCUUGAUUUAUCUCACAAUCACUUCAUUGGUCAGAUUCCAUCAUGUUUGGGUGAGAUUGGUGAUGCCCUGUCUGUGUUGAAUCUUCAAGGAAAUGCUUUCAAUGGCACCUUACUUCAGACAUUUAAAGAGGGAUGCAACAUACAAAUGCUUGAUCUCAGUGGGAAUCAAUUAGAGGGCCGAGUGCCAAGGUCUUUGGCCAAUUGCAAAAUGUUGGAGGUAUUAAACUUGGGAAACAAUCAAAUACAUGACACCUUCCCUUUAUGGUUGGGAGCUUUGUCCCAGUUGCGUGUUCUCAUCUUGAGAUCCAACCAAUUUCAUGGCGCCAUUGGUCAUCCUCUAACAAAUCACCCUUUCCCUCUGUUACAAAUUUUCGACCUCUCUUUCAAUAGCUUUGAGGGUAAUUUGCCAUCAAAUAUGUUCAAGAGCUGGAAGGCAAUGAUGGAAGAGGACAAAUCCCAAUCUUUGGUCCCUGGCAAAAUGAUGAACGGAAGUUCCAUAUACUAUCAAAACAAAGUAUCUCUUCUCAGCAAAGGGCUAAUGAUGGAAGUGGUAAAGAUCCUUACUACCUUCACCGUAGUGGAUCUCUUAGGAAACAAAUUUGAUGGGGAUAUCCCAGAAUCAAUUGGGGAUCUGAAGUCGCUCCAUGUUCUCAAUAUGUCCAACAACUAUUUAACAGGCCGAAUUCCAAUUUCAUUUAAGAAUCUAAGAGAUUUGGAGUCAUUGGAUCUCUCACAAAAUAAAUUGUUAGGGGAGUUCCCUUGGAAGCUAACAGAGCUAACAUUUCUUGAAGGCUCACUUCCAAUCCCAUCGCCCUCCAUCAUUUUCUUGUCAGUUUCAAACAAUAGCCUAAGUGGAGAAAUCCCUCUAUCAGUUUGCAAUGCAAAAUCCCUGACGGUCCUUGAUUUAUCUUACAAUCGCUUCAUUGGUCAGAUUCCACCGUGUUUCAGUGAGAUUGGUGAUGCCCUUAUUGUGUUGAAUCUUCAAGGAAAUGCUUUCAAUGGAACAUUGCUUCAGACAUUUAAAGAGGGAUGUAACAUACAAACACUUGAUCUCAGUGAAAAUCAAUUAGAAGGCCAAGUGCCAAGGUCUUUGGCCAACUGCAAAGUUUUGGAGGUAUUAAACCUUGGAAACAAUCACAUGCAUGAUACCUUCCCCUUAUGGAUGGAAGCUUUUUCCUACUUGCGCAUUCUUGUCUUGAGAUCUAACCAAUUUCAUGGCACCAUUGGGCAUCCUCUUACAAAUAACCCAUUCCCACUAUUACAAAUCAUCGAUCUCUCUUCCAAUUGCUUCGAGGGUAAUUUGCCAUCAAAUAUGUUCAAGAGCUGGAAGGCAAUGAUGGGGGAGGAGAAAUCCCAAUCAUCGGUCCUUGGCAAAAUGAUAAAAGGCUCCAUAUAUUAUCAAAACAAAGUAUCUCUAGUCAACAAAGGGCUACAAAUGGAAUUGGUAAAGAUCCUUACUGCCUUCACCGUAGUGGAUCUCUCAGAGAACAAAUUUCAAGGGGAUAUCCCGGAAUCAAUUGGGGAUUUGAAGUCGCUCCAUGUGCUCAAUAUGUCCAACAACUAUUUAACAGGUCGAAUUCCAACAUCAUUUGAGAAAUUAAGGGAUCUCGAGUCAUUAGAUCUCUCGCAAAAUAAAUUGUCAGGAGAGAUCCCUUGGCAAUUAGCAGAGCUGACAUUUCUUGAGGUGUUGAAUCUUUCACAAAACCUCCUUGUGGGAACAAUACCACAAAGUCGACAGUUUCUUACAUUUAAUAAUGAAUCAUUCAAAAGAAACUUAGGAUUGUGUGGACCUCCACUAUCAAACAAAUGCGAAGAUGCAAAGAGCGCACCAUCGCCCACUCUGUCAACAUCGCAUUCCGAAAGGAAAUAUGAUUGGGAAUUAAUGUGGUUAGGAUUUGGAGUUGGAUAUGGAGUAGGCGUAGGGAUGCUUUUCUGGACUCUAGCACUUUGGAGGAAGGGAAGAAGAGAAUUCUAUAUAUUUGUUGAUGGAAUGCUUUCUUUGAUUUUUCCUUCCAUGGUGUUUUCUAAAUAG